AUGGCGUCGAAAACGCCGGUCCUGAGUUCGCCCUCUAGUCGAGCUUCACUCCGAAGCCUAAAGUCACCGAAGAAGAGCGGCUCGGAGAAAAAUGAGACACCCGCAUCGCCGUUGGUGUCGUCUAACGUGGCCAGUCCGGAUCUGGAAGGCAGCGCUCUCAGGGGUUUCGUGGAAACGGGCUCGGCGGCAGUCAUCGAGGAGAACAUGCACGUCAUCCUCGGCGACGGCCGGUACCAAAUUCGCGUCUUGGUUACCGCGGCGCUGGCUGCGGCAAUGAUGCUGACCCAGGCGCUGGCCAACGAGCUCAUCAGCAGACCCGUGGACCACUGGUGCAGGCCUCCCGACAAUAUGCGCCAUCUGCCGGCGCAUGUGUGGAGGAAUGCAGCCAUCCCCGUCGACGCCGACGGGGGGUUCAGCAAGUGCACCGUUUACGACCCGCCAAUCGCGGAAAACGCGACAGCAGAACGUCGGGUGGUGGAGUGCCAAGAGUGGGACUACGACAUCGGCAACCACGCUGACAGCAUUAUCAGCCGCUGGGACCUGGUGUGCGGGAGGCGCUGGCUCCAUCAGCUGUCUGUCAUCGGUUUUAUGCUGGUGGCGAUGGCGUUCGUUCCGGCUUCCGGUGCGCUGUCCGACCACACGGGGCGUCGGCCCGUCAUCCUCAUCAUGACUGGGACACUCUUCAGCGCCAGCCUAAGCGUGGCCGUGGCGGAGACUUUUCCAUUCUUCCUCGUUGCCCGGUUCGUGGUGUCCUGUUCGUGCAACGCUGCCGCCAUGAUCCUUUGCGUGCUCCUCUACGAGAUGACCGGAAAGGAACGGCGUGCUCUCUACUGCGUUUGGGCCACGGGCGUCGGCGUCACCUUUCCCGUACCCUUCCUAAGGGCCGUCGGUGCCCUUCAGCCGCGGUGGGUGCUAGCGCAGGCCGUUCUCGUGUUGCCGACCGCCGUACUUGUCCUGCUGUGCUACUCCUUGGAAGAGUCGCCCAGCUGGCUGAUCAGCAAAUCGCGGCUGCGUCGGGGGGAGCAGGUGAUGCUCAUUGUGGCGAAAGACAACAGGGUCAACAUCGAGAAAGCCCAAAUCUCGCUCCGGUUCCUCCGACGCCAAAUAAAACAGCACAAAAACCUGCAGACGGCCUCAUCUACCGGGCUAUUGAAAAGCGAAACUGGGAGCGAGUUGGCUGCGCGCAGUGCCGUAUUCUGGCGCCAGGCAACCUCCGUGGUCAUAUGCUUCGUUAGCCUCACGUUCGUGUUCUACGAGUUCGUGCUGAAGGAGAAGCUGAUCGGCGUGUACCAGGCCGCAGGUCACCUAGCCUUACAGUGCUGUAUUUACUUCGUUGCCUGCCGGGUCAUAGUCAACAAUGGCCAGCGCGAGACCCUCACCUUAAUGUUGGCGCUGCUGGGCUUGUCGACGGCCGCCCACGCCGCGGCGCAGUUUCUUGACUUCUCAUUCAUGCUUCCCAUUCUUCGCAGCUUGGUGCUGGCAGGGUGCUCGGCCUGUCUCAGCGUUGCCUACAGUUACACGGCCGAGGUAUUCCCCAUCGCCAUUCGCACCACUGGUCUUUGUCUCGCAUAUAGUUGCGGACGCGUGGGAAUCGUCCUCAGAGCUGCGGUGGCAAAAGACGGGGCUGAGGCGCAUCAGUUAGAGCGUGGCGUCAUCGUUACAGUGAUGGUGUUCGCCAGCGCUGCUGUCAUUCAGUGGCUGCCGGAAGUUUUCGUCAAGCGUUCGGCAAAGAAACCGCUCAACCCGGAAGCCUUGACUUCGGAGCAGCGUAAGGCGGCGCUGAAAGAAUCCAUCUCCUCUCCGACCCGCGGCAAAAAGACUCAUCGUCGUGAACAACGCCGCCGCUCGAAAGCAAGAUCAGAGACUGCCUCUCCCGAACCCACUUCGAAACAAGCGGCCUCUCCUCCGUCGCCAUAG
This is a messenger RNA of Dermacentor silvarum, 1917 nucleotides long. RefSeq names its product solute carrier family 22 member 7. Bases 1 to 1917 code for a protein of 638 amino acids. Gene Ontology annotation, molecular function: transmembrane transporter activity. The record is from RefSeq and is a predicted model, not a curated record. NCBI's taxonomy places the organism in Eukaryota, Metazoa, Arthropoda, Arachnida, Ixodida, Ixodidae. The transcript has 2 exons. Gene Ontology annotation, biological process: transmembrane transport.